GCUGCGUGCCGAGACAGGGGACAGUGCAGUCUCAUCACAGUUUUAGAGUAACACAUCAGGAGAAACAACACUGAAACACAGAUCUAUGCAAUUUAGACUAACGUUUUUGAAAAUAAACAUUAACAAAAAUGUUGAAAAGCUGCGGUAAGAAAUGUGCAGCGUCCAUAGUUGCGGGAGUCGCAUUUACCUUUCUUGUGGUGCUCCUGGUAGCUGCGCAGCACCAAAGAAUCCAGGUAGAUGAGAGGCCGAAUGGGAGAGAUGUCGGGAUGCGCUCACUGCAGAGCCUGGAGAACCUGAGCACAAGUAAAGACGCGCCGGCGGACCAAAGUCAGUCUAAGGACAAUUCGCGGUUAGGCCAAGUGAAAGGAUUCUCCGCGUAUUUCACUAAGUUAACUCGAGGCAGGAGAGAAGUGGAGAAGCCCGAAUCGCAAGCCAAGGCAGCGACUGAGGCGCCCCCCGCAGAAGACAUCAAUCCGAAUGAUAUCUUCAUCGCAGUCAAGACUACCAAGAAGUUUCAUCAGUCCCGACUGGAUCUUCUCCUUGAUACCUGGAUCUCAAGAAACAUGCAACAGACAUAUAUCUUCACUGACGGAGAAGAUGAAGAGUUGAAGAAGAAGAUUGGGAGCCACGCCAUCAACACAAACUGCUCUGCAGCCCAUAGUCGCCAGGCCCUCUCCUGCAAGAUGGCAGUGGAGUAUGACAAGUUCAUUGAGUCAGGCAAAAAGUGGUUCUGCCAUGUGGACGAUGAUAACUAUGUGAACAUGCGGACCCUGGUGAAGCUGCUGUCCCACUACCCUCACACUCAGGAUGUCUACAUUGGCAAGCCCAGCCUGGACCGACCCAUUGAGGCCACCGAGAGACUUGGGGACAACAAGAUGAGGCCUGUCAAUUUCUGGUUUGCUACCGGGGGAGCUGGUUUCUGUGUGAGCCGAGGACUGGCUCUGAAGAUGAGCCCAUGGGCGAGUGGUGGCCACUUCAUGAACACCGCAGAGAAGAUCCGGCUGCCAGAUGACUGUACCAUCGGCUACAUCAUCGAAUCGGUCCUGGGGGUCAAGCUGAUCCGCAGCAACCUGUUCCACUCGCACCUGGAGAACCUGCAACAGGUGCCCAAGUCUGAGCUGCACAAACAGGUUACACUGAGCUAUGGAAUGUUUGAGAACAAGAGGAAUAUCAUUAAUGUGAAGGGGGCUUUCACAGUGGAGGAGGACCCGUCCAGGUUCAAGUCUGUGCACUGUUUGCUGUACCCAGACACCCCCUGGUGCCCUUCCCACGUUGCCUAUUAACGGCGACGGCCUCCUUUCUUGGUAUCCUCGUCCCCGUAUGGCCUCGGUAUCUGAUAGGCCAGUGGGACCCGUGUCGUAUUGGGCCGCGAGGCCGCUGUGUUUUUGCCGCAGUGGUGCGUGGCCUCUGUAAGUUUUAUUGGGCUGCUGUGCGGCCCCCAGUUUGGUUAUGGACUUUUCCCUCCCUGCCGCCCAGGCUUCCUUCUCCAGUGCUUCAGAGAGGGCGGGAGACAAGGGUGUAGCGGCUGAGGGAAAGGGGCUCCCAGCAUCACGAUGUACAGGCAAUCGAAUGUGCUUCCCGCGUUGUAAAUUUUGCUUGUGUUAUUUGCAAUUCUCAUAGAAUGUACCUUUAUAUUCCCAAUGCCUUUUUGCCAGCCUCUGCCUGCUUUUUAUGCCUCUGUUUGCUUUAUCACCGGUAUUAUUCUUACUGUUGUUACCUUCCUUUCUAUACAUUCCAUAAUCAGAGUCUCGGAAGCUGUUUAAUAUAAUUCAGAGGACUCUGUAGCAAUUAUCAAAGAUUAUGUAAAGUAUGAUCAUGAGAAAAACAGGGAAACAUGAAAUAAUUUUUAAAGUAAUUUCUAAAAUUUGUUUUGUUAUUUCAGUAGACUCCGGACAGAAACAGUGAGAUGAAGUUUUUUAUUUGCAAUAUUUCAGUAUUAUGAUUUAUGAUUUGGGCUGGCAGUAGCGAGUUUCCUGGAUGUACACUCAGGUGUUUUCGUCUGAGGUAUGCCUCGGUAGAGCACUUUUUCCCCCUAGUGAAUGUUUUGGCCUGCUAUUAUUAAAAUUUGUGCUAAUACUGAAGGAAGAAGUGUCCCAGAAAUUAACCAUUUCUAUAGACUUCUAUUGUUAUAUUUAAUGCAAUUUAUUGCAAUUUAAACAAUCUUGAAAAAAAUAAUAUAUUAGCAAUUUUUCAAAAAUUAAUUCUACAAUCAUCUUGUGUAUUUCAUAAAGAUGUAGUAAAAAUGAUAAUUGCACAGCUUCCUUGAAAACAAAAAAAAACUGUUGUUUGCUCUUGUAAAGCCUCAGAUGCAUAGAGAUGUGACAUUAUCUUUAUUCCUGAAACAAUGUUAAAACGCAACUGUGUACACCUCCACCAACUAAUGUGAGAUCUUUUCAUAUCUCUUUGCAAAAAGCCUCAAGACCCAUAUGUAUCAAAAGUUGUGUACAAAAGAUCAGCGUUUUGAAUCAAUGGCAGCUAAAUGUGUAAAGACCUUUUCCUUUAAAAUGUCACAGUGUUUUUUCAUUUUUCCAAAUAUGCUCAUUGAUUUGUUCAAAUGACUACCCCUUCAGGGUGUUAGUCACUUGCUUUUUGUAAUGUUACUUUUGAGGCUGUAUGUGUGUGGUGCUAAGUGAGAGUUUUACAAGAGCAUCGCCAGUCUUCCACAUAUACACAGAGGUUCACUCUGUGACAAUGACCCACAGUGGGUGCGCCUGUAUAUUCUUAUUUGAAGCAGUAUUUCUUUACUGUGGCUUUUGUUUUUCCAAGUGACUGUAUUUG
This is a messenger RNA of Megalops cyprinoides (Indo-Pacific tarpon), 2778 nucleotides long. RefSeq names its product beta-1,3-N-acetylglucosaminyltransferase lunatic fringe-like. Lineage: Eukaryota; Metazoa; Chordata; Actinopteri; Elopiformes; Megalopidae. The record is from RefSeq and is a predicted model, not a curated record. Bases 129 to 1283 code for a protein of 384 amino acids. Gene Ontology annotation, cellular component: Golgi membrane. Gene Ontology annotation, molecular function: O-fucosylpeptide 3-beta-N-acetylglucosaminyltransferase activity. The transcript is spliced from 8 exons. Gene Ontology annotation, biological process: regulation of Notch signaling pathway; pattern specification process.